Fopius arisanus is the source of this 1333-nucleotide messenger RNA. It is a transcript of the gene mRRF1, whose product is annotated as mitochondrial ribosome recycling factor 1. NCBI's taxonomy places the organism in Eukaryota, Metazoa, Arthropoda, Insecta, Hymenoptera, Braconidae. The transcript has 2 exons. Gene Ontology annotation, cellular component: mitochondrion. Gene Ontology annotation, molecular function: ribosomal large subunit binding. Gene Ontology annotation, biological process: translation. Bases 234 to 1061 code for a protein of 275 amino acids. The record is from RefSeq and is a predicted model, not a curated record.
AAACUAUUGAACAUUAAUAAUCAUUAAUUAAAUUGGUCGGAUUGCUAAUUAGGAGGCUUCUGAGGAUUGAAAAUGAAUGUUUUGUGAUAGAAAUAUGAAUUUGAAGAUGAAUAAAAUGUUUAUUCUUAGUGAGAGUUCUCGGAUCGAAUACCAGCUGUCACGACUAGUCUCCAGAACCAUCAUGGCAGUCAGGAUUAUCAAUCCCUCGCCGGUUCACAAGUUGCGGGAACAUAAUGAAACAAUUAUUCCUGAUUUUGUCGAGAGCCUCGAACAAAUCAGGGACUUUUCUCUCACCUGUUCAGCACACGGUUCGUAAUUUAUCCUCUGGGUUCACCUCGAGACAUGACGGAAGUUCUGUUCGCAAUGGAGCACCGGCUGUGUUGUUCCAUAAAAAUUAUCAGAGGAGCUGCGAGAGAAUGUUUUUCACGUCUCGGGCUCUAGGGAAAGUCAAGCAAAAGGGGGACAAGAAAAGAAUGGGAAAACCUCAAAAUGUCGAUAUUAAUGAACUCUCGGAUUUCAUCGAUGUCAAUAAAUUCACGAGCCAGAUGGAUCAUGCGGUUGAGGAGAUGAAGAAGAAUUUUGUGGUGUACGUCUCUCUCAGGUCUUCCAUUGGGUCCAUUGAACAGGUCGUUGUGAACUUCGAGGGGGAGGAAUACAUGCUCCAGGAACUCGUUCAGAUAUCCAGAAAGCCUAAAGUCGUUGUACUUAAUGUCACGACCUUUCCUCAGGCCAUUCCCCAGGUUCUAGAGGCUCUCACUAAAAGUGGACUCAAUCUAAAUCCUCAGCAGGAUGGAACGACAAUUUUUAUUCCAAUACCAAAGGUAACAAAAGAACACAGAGAAGGUCUUGCCAAGAGCGCGAAAGCUCUCUUCAUAAAAUGCCGGGAUCAUCUCAAAAACAUGAAAAUUAAAGAGAUAAAAAACGUGAAGAAAAUAGAAUCAAUUUCUGAAGACCAGGUGCGAAGGGUCCAGAACCAAUUGGACAUCAUCUGUGAGAAAUACGUGAAGGAAGCUGAAGACCUUCUCAACACCAAACAGAAAGAAUUACUGCGAACUGAAUAAAUACGUUUAUGCAAUUUAAUAAUGACAAGGUAAAGGGUAACAAAUUGAUCUGUUCCCUAGUCAAGUGUUUGACAAAUAUCAAAAAACACAAAAAUUUCCUCAGAAUGUUUUGUCUAGUGUGCAAUGAAUACUACAAAAAAGACUCCAGAAAAAUUUUGCUAGUUCUUUAAGAUUCAGAGAUAUUCCUGGAAUACUUCGCUUCUGAAUUUAAUUUUUUUGUACAUAGUUUUUUUCUCUUUCGAAUUUCACAAAUAUAAAUAGCUUGAGCAUUA